AUGGACCUCACUGCCAUUAUGGGCAACUGCGGUCUGCUGCAUCUCAUUCAAGCAGAGGAGACUCUGCACAAGUCCGUGUGCUCUUUCCCCUGCGCACUCUCCAGCACAGACAGUGAUGAGCAUCUUGGCCUGCCCAAGGCCUUGUGCAGCUUCUGGCUGAGGCUGAAGGAGAUUGACUUUGAUGCCUGCCUAGUCCAGAUGCUCUUCGUCCACACAGUCACUGGGACAGAGUCUGGUGUCCUCAUGCUCAUGGCCCUGGACCGCCCUCUCGUCACUGCUGUCGGCCUUGGCAACUUCCUCAGGGGAGUGGUGCUGGGCUUCCUUUCCCCUUCCGUGCCUGGUGGCUGCUGCACCAAUAUCAUCCCUCACACGCACUGUGACCACAUGUCCGUGGUGAAGCUGGUUUAUGUCAGCAUCCUGGUUAAUGCUGUCCUUGGGCUGCUGGUUGUCCUGCUGAUAGGGGACUUCAAAAUCCUCUGCAUCGCUAUCUCCUCUGCCCUGAUCUUCCAGCCCAUGGAGGGCCUUUCCUCCAAGGAGGCAAGCACCAAAGCCUUCGGCACCUGCACAACCCAUAUCAGUGCCAUUGCCAUUUCCAACAUCCUGCUUUCUUGGGAGUGGAGGGAGGCACAACUUCACCUGCCAUGUCCACAUCACCAGGGCCAACCUCUACCUGGUCCUUACCCACCAUGCUGA
Struthio camelus australis is the source of this 693-nucleotide messenger RNA. Lineage: Eukaryota; Metazoa; Chordata; Aves; Struthioniformes; Struthionidae. The record is from RefSeq and is a predicted model, not a curated record.